Molecule: messenger RNA, 6133 nt
Organism: Frankliniella occidentalis (western flower thrips)
Lineage: Eukaryota; Metazoa; Arthropoda; Insecta; Thysanoptera; Thripidae
Exons: 10
Coding region: 127-5103 (1658 amino acids)
Cellular component (GO): cytoplasm
Molecular function (GO): zinc ion binding; carbonate dehydratase activity
Source: RefSeq, a predicted model, not a curated record
GUCCCCGGCGCCGCCCGUGACCCGGCCCGGCCCGCACCCGCCGCCCCAGCACUGACGGCGAGGGAGUCUGACGCCUGCUGACGCCGCUGCCCCGGGCCGGCCCCGCCAGGACAGGCUCCAUGCCUCAUGUCCGAACAGAGCUCUGCCAAGGACGGCGAGGCCAAGCCGGCCCCCGCGGCCCCCGUGGCCAAGGCGGACCCCAGCGGCGUCCAGCUGGUGCACGGGCUCGCCGAGAAGGAGGGCGUGGUCGAGGCGCCCACUGACAUCGCCAUCGAGGGCACCAAGCUGCUGCGGCUCCCCGACCUCACGUGGAAGAACUACGGGAACCCGCCCAACAAGCUCGUCAUCACCAACACGGGGCACACGGUGAACGUGGGCGGCAAGUGGGAGAGCAACAGAUCGUACCUGCGCGACGGCCCCUUCAAGGGCCAAUAUGUCUUCGCGCAGAUGCACUUCCACUGGGGGCCCGGCGACGACACGGGGUCGGAGCACAGCGUGGACGGGGUCAAGUUGCCAAUGGAGCUGCACGUCGUCCAUAUCAAUCGAAUAUACCGUACCCAGGAGCUAGCUCUCAAGGAGAACGACGGCGUAGCUAUUCUGAUAUACCUUUUCCAGCUCCAGGAGCAGAACAAUUCGGACCUGACUCCUAUCGUGGAGGCCCUGCCCAUGGUCACACUCCCACAGACGUCCACGACAAUCGACCCGAUGGCGAUCGAGAAGCUCAUCGUGCCUUUCCAGAAGGACUACUUCCUGUACUGGGGAGCGGUGUCAUCCCCGACCUGCAAACACCGCAUUCUCUGGCUGACAUGUCGCACUCCGCUGGGCAUCAGUUCCGACCAGCUCGCCCACUUCCGCCAGAUCCGUGACGUCAGCGGACAGUUCAUGGUGAAGAACUUCCGCGAGACACAUCCGCGGAAGUCGUACACGCUAUUCCACGUGAAUCCCUCCUCGAAGCUGGAAAGCACUCUGCUGGCGCCUUUCCCCGGCCAUGCUCUAGCCGGCUCCGGGCGGCCCUCGGAGGCCGAGGAUGGCAGCAGAAGAGUGUCCGGGGAGGCGGGGAGGAAGAGGGGCUCGGGUGAGCAGGGGGCGGCCGGCGAGCGGCCCAGGGGCGACAGCGGGGGCGAGCACUUCGAGGUCGCGCCCACCGACGACGGCUACAAGUCGCUCGAGGGGACGGUACUGCAGGAGAGCUCCCAACAGGACGGGCUGUCCCUCGACCGCGUCGGAUCGGGCGCGUUGGGAGAGGACGGAGACGCGGAGGGAGGUGCGUCGCUCGAGUGCAAGGCGAGCCACGCCGAGUCCAUCUGCAUGGAAGAUGUGGACGAACAGCACCGAAGGAAGUUCAGCCUGGACGUCCAGGACGGCGGCCUCGAGAGAGUGUCCGAGCGUCCCAGUGCCCUCGAGAGGGCGAGCGGAUUGGGCGGCAGCGGCAUCGACAUCCACAUCGUGGCGCCGGAUGGGCUGGACACACAGGAGGACGGAUACGCGCCCACACCAGCGCCGGCAGCCGCCAGGGAAAGCACCGGGGCCCCAGGGGAAGCCGUUGUACCUGGUGGCCCUGCUCCAACAGGAGAACGUGCAAGUGCAGCAGGCGUUCAACCUGGAGGCCCAACUCCACCAGGGGUACGUCCAAGCGCGGCAAGUGCACAGCCUGGAGGUCCUAGUCCUGUAGGUGAGCGUUCGAGCGCAGCUGGUGCUCAGCCUGGAAGUACGAGUCCAGUAGGAGGCCGUGCAAGCGCAACAGCUACUGGCCCUGAAGGCGCUAGUCCAGCAGGAGAACGCCCAAGCGCAGCAGGCGCUAAGACUGAAGGACCCAGUCCAGUAGGAGGACGCGUAAGCGCAACGGCCACUGUGCCUGGAGGUCCUAGUCCAGUAGGAGGACGAGCAAGCGCAACAACCACUGUACCUGGAGGCCCUGGCCCAGUAGGAGGACGAGCAAGCACAACAGCCACUGUGCCUGGAGCCCCUAGUUCAGCUGGAGAACGUCCAAGCGCCGCGGGCGCUCAGCCCGAAGGCUCUGCUCCGGCAGGUGCAAGUCCCAGCGUAACAACCGGUGCACCUGGAGCGACACCAGCUUCAAGACCAAGCGCAGCAGCAGCUGUUCCCACAGGCUCCGGAGCGGCAGCGGCAAAAUCGAGCUCAGGAGUCGCUGUAUCUGGAGGCCCAGCUGGUGCAAGACCAAGUGCUGGAUCCGCUCUGCCCGGUGGCACUGGUCCAGCAGCUGCAAGUCCAAGCGCAGGAAUCGUUGGGCCUGGGGGACCCGGGACAGCCGCUACACCCGGCAGUCCGAAAGCCGCUGAAAGACAGAGUGUAGUUGGUGCUGGGCAACCAAGUGCUACAGCCAUGGCAGGUGCUCCCAGCGCAGCAGGACCGAGCGCAAACAUUGGACGAGCCUCUGGUGCUGGAGGACCGAGCCCUGCAGCAGCCACACCAAGCACGGUGGGCUAUGGUCCAGGUCCACAAACCGCUACUGGAGGGCCGAGUGCAGCUGCAUUUGUCGAUGGGGUUGUGAAAGGCGCCGAAAGCUUGCUAGCGGAAGCGGGCUCAGGUGUGGCUGGGAAUGGCGGAGUUAAUGAGAUGGCUGAGCUCGGAGGGUCCGGCUACGGUUCUGCAUUUGAAGGAAGCGCCGACCCGACAGCUGCUUUUGGUGGCGGGCCCGACCUCGGCGCUGCGUUUGAAGGAGGCGCCGACCUCGGCGUUGCUUUUGAAGGAGGCGCUGACCUCGCUGCUGCUUUUGAAGGAGGCGCCGAUCUUGAUGCAGCCAUGGGCCCUGGUGCUGGCCCAGGAACUACCGCUGGAGCGGUCGCACCCCCCGGAGUUCCUGCUGGCGCCAAUGGGGCACCCGACGUCGGCGGUGCCUCGCAAGGUGGGCCAGACUUGGGCUCUGCAUCUGCAGGUGCUGAUCCGACUGCCACUCUAGAAGGAGGAGCCGGCGUUGGAGCUGCCUUCGAAGGAGGGGCUGACCUCAACACACUGGAGGGAGCUCCUCGUGCCAGUGAAGCAAGGCCAGGUGAAGCUGAGCCUGGUGGAGAUGGAACAGCGGCGGCCAAGAGACCCACCGUAGACGGUGACACCCGCAUAGUUCCAGGCGGUGAGGGAGGGCCUGGAGAUGUGCAGGCGGGAGAAAGACCCCUCGGCGCCGGCUCGACUGUGGGGGCACCUAUAACAGGUGCAGGUGUCAUGGAGGGAGCCGAAGGAGUGGGAGAGCAAGAGGGGGGAGGCCAGGGCGAGGGGUCGGGAGGACACGGUGGCGAGCACGGCGAGUACGGCGGGGGCGGAGGUGGUGGUGGCGGCGGCGGCGGCCUCGGUGGCGAGGGCGGAGAGUUCGGCGGUGGCCAGGGCGGUGAACUCGGCGGCGCAGGGGGCGGUCAAGACGGCGGGGAGGACGGCGACAAGGGUGGUGACCGCGGAUGGGCCGAUGCGACGGGAGACCCAGAGUUGGACGAAGAGAGACCCGAGGAUCAGGAAGCUAUUGAUGGCGGCCAGCCAGCGGGGCAGUCGGCGAGCCAGGUUGGCGGCCAGACGGGCAGCGGGAGAAUGAGCGCCAGGGGUAGCACGGUGGCAGCCGCGGCCGCGGCGUCGACAACAGCGGCGGGCGCAGCGUCCUCAACAGCGGGAGCCGCAGCGUCAACGACAGCGGCAACAGAGGCGACGGCGGGGGUGACGGGAACGGGCAGCCACAAGGGCAGCGUGGACGGCGGUGAGUGCCUCAGCGAGAAGGGCUCCAAGUCGUCUAAGAAGUCCACCAAGUCGCGAACGGGGAGCGCCGCUGGUGAAGCCUGGGCCGACGCGGAGGGUCCACCCGGCAUCAUAGAGGGCGACGAGGCCGUUGAGGCCAUGGAGCGGGAGCUGGGCGCUGCGCCACUGACCGGAGAGGGCAGCGCUGCUGGGGAGCGAGCUGACGGUGCGUCGCCAGGGGCCGCGGGCGCGGGGAGCCAGGGCGCCGGAGCACAGGGAGGCGAGGCAGGCGAAGGAGGCGGGUACCCGGGCCAGGAGCUUCCCCCGCCCCCGCCACCACCCUACGAGUUCCAGUACUUCAAACCGGAGCUGGAAGAGCAGCGCGGCCCGCAGCCCGUUUUCUUCAACAGCAUGGCUGUCACGCCCGCUGUGCUGCACUCCAAGCGCUCCCUCAACGAGAUGAAACCCGCGGCGCCGUGCCACGGACGUGCUCUAAAGAUCUAUCAAGAUGAGAAGUUGAUGUGGCUUGAACAAGAGGCAGACCGACAAUAUGUUGAAUACGAGGCUAUCAAGUACUGUGACCUAGUUGAUGAGGAAUGGGACAGCAUUGCAUAUGAUGUAGCCCAGCAGAGGAAAGAAGCUUGUCCUCCUAAUGCUGAAGUCACCGGCACUGGCUGGCCGUUCGACCCGUUCCAGUCGGACAACCCGGACGCGCCGCUCCUGUCCCCCAUCGACGUGUCCCCGCAGGGCCUUGCCGAGGUCAAGCUGUCGCCCCUGGUGUACGAUGGCCACUUCAACCCCAACGCCUUGAGCCGCAUGUCCAACACGGGCGAGACAGUCGAGGUCCGCCUGCUGAACCCCCACCUGACGCCCACCCUGCACGGCGGCCCGCUGCUCGACCACUACAUCUUCGACUCGAUGCACUUCCACUGGGGCAGCGGCUCCUCGGAGAGCCUGGGCAGCGUGCAUCGCGUGGGCGGGCAGCGCUUCUGCAUGGAGGUGCACCUGCUGCACUACCGCGCCGAGUACGGCUGCAAGGCGGAGGCCCUGCGCCACCAGGGCGGCCUCUGCGUCGUGGCCUUCAUGCUGCACAUGUCGAACAUCGAGAACGCCUUCUUCUCGCGGCUGGCGCGCGAACUGUCCAAGAUCGAGACGCCCAUGUCGUGCACGCCGCUCGAGCACAACGCGCUGCUGUGCUGCGCCGAGGCCGCCGCGCCCUUCGGCUACGUCACCUACCCGGGGACGCUCAUCGGGCGCGAGGACAACAACGUGGUGUGGAUCGUGUACCCCAACCCCGUGGGCAUCUGCUGCAAGCAGACGAUGCAGUUCCAGCAGCUCCGCGCCGCCACCGACCUUGUGCCGGGUGGGGUGCUGGCGACGCACGAGGUCUCGAACAGGCCGGUGCUCAAAGCCGUGCCUCCCUGAGCGGCCCGGGGCUGGCUAUCUCUGCCCGGCCGGCUGGCAGGCCCUGCCCCUGCCCGGACCCGCGCCCAGAUAAGCGUCGGGCCGCUCCAGCGUGUCCACGGCCGCGCACCGCGCAGCCUCCGUCCGUCAGCCGUUGUCACGUGCAGAGUGUGUCCGGGGCACUCGUCUGCCACGGCCGCGCGGUCACGGCGUACCGCCGGGCGACGGGAAUGGAAAUAAAUCGGCAAGGACAACGAGCCGGCUCCUGUCGACGACGAUGACGACGACGGAUGCCUCUCAGUUCCGCGCGAGGACCGUGGCGCGAGGCGCGGCCCAGAGAGGCGCGCUCGCCGCGCUUCUGGCCGCUGCCGUUGCCGGCCGCCUGCGAGCGCUUUUUUGACGUCGUCUUUGAACUCUCGCGCCGCCGCGGCGGCUGACGCUGACGCCGAUAAGUCGCUAAAUAUUCAUUCCGUUCGGGGCGUCCCCCGGGCCGGGCGUGCUCGCGGCCUUCUCGGCGCUGCCUGGCCCUCGCCCUCGGCCCGGCUCCUUUGACCGCGGCGCCACUUGUCAUUCCGCGCGGGUACUCCGCGAGGCGCGCUCGUGACUCACGGCACCUCAUCGUCACUUUGGCCCGACAUGAUGCGGAGCGACAAGCGACGUCUGCGCGGCGCCCACGACGCGACGCCUGCCGGGCCGGGUGUGUCGUCGGCGCCUCGCCCCGCCCCCGCCCCACCACGCCCCCGCACCGGCUGUUCCGUCGCAGGAGUUCCGCUAAUCCCGAGCUGACUCACCCACCGACCAGCGCCCCUGCCACCCUUCCCCUCCCCCCUCUUCCUCUGUCUCCGCCGUGGUGGAGAUUCUGCCUGCCGCCAUCUGCUGCUACAACAGCCAGCCUCGGCCUUCCGUCGUGGCGCGGCGGGGGGGUUGCGGGGCGUCGUCGUCGCGUCGCCCAACUACUUUGCAGUAAUUAAAUUUGGCUUAAGGUCAGACUGUUUGCUUUUUGUAGUGGACUCUCGUCGGCGCCAUAGUCACUCAUUAGGCACCAGCACCA